Messenger RNA from Mugil cephalus (flathead mullet), 1850 nucleotides. It is a transcript of the gene chek1, whose product is annotated as checkpoint kinase 1. Gene Ontology annotation, cellular component: cytoplasm. NCBI's taxonomy places the organism in Eukaryota, Metazoa, Chordata, Actinopteri, Mugiliformes, Mugilidae. The transcript has 14 exons. The record is from RefSeq and is a predicted model, not a curated record. Gene Ontology annotation, biological process: protein phosphorylation; DNA damage checkpoint signaling; microtubule cytoskeleton organization. The coding region runs from base 187 to 1572 and encodes 461 amino acids. Gene Ontology annotation, molecular function: ATP binding; tau-protein kinase activity; protein serine/threonine kinase activity.
CCGGAAAGAAGAAGAAGACGAAUCACAGUAAAACGUCAGCGCGCCAAAUUUGUGUCAACCAACAAGACGUUGCUUGAGGCACGUCUAAAAAGUUCGUCUAAUCUUUGCCAAGAGCUUCAUGCGGAGAACGUUGCCGUGGAAUAAGACGGUGCAGUCUGGUUGAGACUGACUGUUUCUGUUUUUAGCAUGGCGGUGCCUUUUGUUCAGGACUGGGAUCUCGUCCAGACACUGGGAGAAGGAGCCUACGGAGAAGUGAGGCUUCUGGUUAACAGACAGACGGAGGAGGCAGUAGCGGUGAAGGUGAUUGAUACCUCGCAGGCUAAAGAAUGUGCUGAAAAUGUCAGGAAGGAGGUCUGUGUCCAUAAGAUGCUCAACCAUUCCAACAUUGUACGUUUUUUUGGCCAUCGGAAGGAAGGGCCAACCGUUUACCUAUUCUUGGAGUACUGCUCUGGAGGAGAGCUGUUCGACCAAAUUGAGCCUGAUGUGGGGAUGGAAGAGAAAGACGCUCAUAGAUUUUUCCUGCAGCUAAUAGCAGCUGUGGAGUACCUUCACAGUGUUGGCAUUACCCACAGAGACAUUAAGCCAGAGAACAUUUUGUUGGACGACAAAGACAACCUGAAGCUGACAGAUUUCGGUCUGGCCACCAUGUUUCGUUUCAAGGGACGAGAGCGGCUCUUGAGUCGACUCUGUGGAACUCUUCCCUAUGUGGCUCCGGAGCUUCUUGGCCAAACGGAGUACAGAGCUCAGCCUGCCGAUAUCUGGGCUUGUGGGAUAGUCCUCACUGCUAUGCUGGCUGGAGAGUUGCCCUGGGACCAGCCAACUGAAAACUGUCAGGAGUACUCAGACUGGCUUCAAAAGAAAACUUACCUUCCUCCUUGGAAGAAAAUACAGCCACUACCCCUUAGUUUGUUAUCCAAAUUACUGCUGGCCAACCCAGAUUCGCGUAUAACCAUCGCAGACAUAAAGAAAGACCACUGGUUUACUCAAGGUGCACAGCAACCAGCAGACACUCUGAGCUCACAAGGAAAUAAACAUGUUAAAUCUGAUACAGGACUAAUAUCCCGACCCAGCAGUGACGACAGGAUGCAGUUUUCCAGCUCUCAGCCUGAUUUUGUAGCAGGUGGUUGGGAAGCAAUUUUAAUCACUGGACAAACCCAAGGUCAGGUCAGCUUCUCUCAGCCAACCAAGCCUGAGCACAUGUUACUGGGGAGUCAGUUACUCGGCACACCCGGAGCCAGUCAGUCACCGUGGCAGAGAUUAGUUCGCAGAAUGACGCGUUUCUUUACAACUGUGAAUACGGAUGCCUCCUUAUCUGCCCUGAAAGACGCCUGUGACAGCCUGGCCCUUGGUUUUAAACUCACCUGCGCCAAACAGGUGACGGUGAGCACACUGGACAAACGCAACAACAAGCUCAUCUUCAAAGUUCAUUUGCUAGAAAUGAAUCAGAGAGUCCUGUUGGAUUUCAGGCUGUCUAUGGGUGAUGGUUUGGAGUUUAAACGUCUCUUUGUGAAGAUAAAGCAGAAGCUCUGUGACAUCAUCAGCACUCAGAAGAUUUUACUGCCAAUCAUAUGAGCAUCCUCUACAAACACACUGCUAUGGACAUUGGAGAGACACCUUGUAAAUAUUGUUGUAUUGAUGUUUUAAAUGUAGUCUGGUGUCUUGAAAUGUGUGCAUGUACAUGCUUGUUUUGUGUAUUGUUAAUCUGUUUCAGUUUUUAAUUGGAAAAUGAUAAAAUUUAGGUACACUGAAGUGUGUGUGUUCACCCAUGUUCUGCAGCUGAGAAGACUGAUGUGUUGUGAUUAUGUUUGACAUGUCACAGAACUAUGUCUUGAAUAAAUUAUUAAAAGACA